AUGGAACCCCUAUGGACAGUACGAGCUAGCCAGCUCCACCAAGGCCAAGGAAGCCACACACACUUUGAGAUGAAGAAGAGGAGGAAGAGGAGCCGCAAGCUCGAUCGAGCUAAGUUUGGGGGUGCCAACUCGAGCUCGAUCGAGUUGGGUGUAAAAACCAGAAAAGUGGUCUUUUGGAGCAUUCUGGAGCAUAUGGGACAUGAGGAGCAUGGAGGGACUUGGCACAUGGAAGCAGCUCAACUGGAUACGCAAAGGAAGAAGGGAGAAGCCAUCUUGAAGACCAGCUCGACCGUCCACUCGACCAACCGGUCGAGUUCCUCAACUCGACCGGCCAAGCUUCAACUCGAUCGAGCUGAGAAGUCAAAGUCAAACCCGAAAAAUGUUGCUUCCCCCUUGACUUUCCUUUGA
Molecule: messenger RNA, 408 nt
Organism: Microthlaspi erraticum
Lineage: Eukaryota; Viridiplantae; Streptophyta; Magnoliopsida; Brassicales; Brassicaceae
Source: the annotation of a GenBank genome assembly